This is a messenger RNA of Cloeon dipterum, 2497 nucleotides long. Its product is annotated as SET domain-containing protein SmydA-8-like. NCBI's taxonomy places the organism in Eukaryota, Metazoa, Arthropoda, Insecta, Ephemeroptera, Baetidae. Gene Ontology annotation, molecular function: protein binding. The transcript is spliced from 8 exons. The record is from RefSeq and is a predicted model, not a curated record. Bases 522 to 2084 code for a protein of 520 amino acids.
UAUGCUUUAACGUCACUUCAUUUUCAUAGAUAGAUAACUCAAAUUAAUAGUCCUAGACAUUUAUAUUACUUGAAAGAAAAACGGCAUUUUGUAUAAGAUUCAACCACAUUUCAAGCAUUCAGCUGUUGGGUAAAACACACAUUCUCAAGGUGUAUUGACGAGAGGCAGUAUAAUUCUAUUUAUACGAAUUGUUUUCGCUGCUAUUUAUAACCGGGCCGCCUAUGUCGAGAGUGUGGUGCUAGUGUUGUGCUCUGGGCGUUCUUUGUCUUUUGAGAGACGAAGGAUGAUUUGCGUUUACCAAACACCGCAGUCUCCCCUAUCGUCAUAGCCCAGCGCUCUAGUCUUGGCUUACCUCCAGGCCGUCCGCAUUUACAAAUCUACUCUGCAGAAACAACCUCUCAGCCCCCGACAUACUAUAGGCACUAAACACUCGAAUCAUUCUAAUUGUUUUAAGAUUCUUUAAUUUGUAAACGAGCCAAUUAAAUUUGUUGCACCGUUCCUCGUCAAUUCAAGCACUUCUAAUGGCGUGUGUCUCUGCUAACGAAUCUGAAUGCGAGAGAUGCAAGCUCGGUGGAAGAGUUGUGCCCGAUCCAGAGGUGGGUGGCGCGCCGAAGUACGUCGUAAAUCAAAACGAGCAACUUGGGCGCUUUCUUGCUGCCGCGAAGGACAUCAAAGAAGGCGAAAUCGUGUUCAGAGCCGAACCCCUGGUGUCCGGAUUGCAGGCAGGCUGUGCGCCCCUGUGCCUUGGGUGCUACGGCCCACUUCCGGAAGUUGACGAUCCGGAUCAACUGAAGUGCCCAACUUGUGGUUGGUUUCUUUGUUCGGAUGAUUGCAUAUUCUCACUCAGACACCAACCGGAGUGCGAGGCCACCGCCAGAUCUGGAGUUCCAGUCAACAUCACCGACCCGCAUGCCCACGAUUCCCUUUACGACUGUGUCAUUUUGAUCCGCUGUUUGAUGCUGAAAGUGAAAGACCCCGAAAAGUGGGCCAAGCUUCAAAACAUGGAGACACUUGAGGGGACCAAAAGGCCGAAACUGCAGAGGAGGAAGGCAAAGGCACUAUGUGCACUUCUGACUGCGCGAUUCGGUCUGCCAGCUUCCCAGAAGGAAAUGCUGCGUUUGUUGGCAGUCCUUGAGGUUAACGCAUAUGAGGUCCGCAUGCCAACGAAUAACGUGCAAGCAGUCUAUCCAAUUGCAAGUCUCCCUGAGCAUAACUGCAUGCCAAACACGUUUAGGAUGUUUGAGAAAGACCUGAGUGUCUGCGUUAGGGCCACACAAGACAUCCCGAAAGGAGGCCAUAUCACAGUCACCUACACUGACUCACUCUGGGCGACCCCUGAGCGAAGGGCGCACCUGUUUUUCAGCAAGCACUUUUUGUGUGUUUGCAAUAGAUGCAAAGACCCGACAGAGAUGGGCACUUUUCUCACAGCCCUUCGCUGCCAAAUGAAAGACGAGAAUGGUGGCAGCACAUUUUGCCAAGGAGCAGUUCUACCAGUUGACCCUUUGGCUCCACCAGCAGAGAGUGAAAGGCAGAACGAAAAAGAAGUGUGGUCGUGCACUAGAUGCGGCUACAAAAUCACAGGUCUUAAGGCCAGGAACGUCACUCGCAGGGCAGUAGAUGCCGUACACGAACUCGACGACUCGGACGAGAGCGGGCCAAGAGAAUAUGAGGAAUUGCUGUGCGAACUUCAAAAAGACCUCCACCAAACGCACUCCACAGUGGUAGAUGUCAAGCAUACUCUGAUCCACCUGUACAGCCCGCAAUAUUGCACUAAUAGGAAAUUGAAAAGGAAGGAAACGUUGUGCCACGAAAUUAUUCGAAUGGCUGAAAAACUUUUUAAGGGAAUUUCAAGUUUGAAAGGAACAGUUUACUAUGAACUGGGAACAUCUAUUUUGGAAUCGAUUAAAAGAGAUGAGAGCUCAAAAGCAGAAAAGGAGAAACGGCAAAAGGAAGCGCUAGAUGCUUUUACGAAAGCUUUGUACCACUUGCAGUACAUACCAGACUGUCAGCCUGAGUGGUGUGUAGCUGAACAGUCGCAUCAUAAAAUGCACGAGCUUCAAACGUCCAUACAUCAAAAAGACUAAUUCAGCAUUAAGAACAACCUUUUAAUUUGCCAGGAGAUGCGAAAUUUUCCUUUCAUCCUUACGUCGUUUUGCCUCUAGUGAUGAUUUCUAGAGCUUUGUCUAGUGCGUAAUAAUGGCAUACAAAGCACGUAGAUUCCAGACCGGCAGACACUUUUUAUUAUAGGGUACUGAAAAGACAAACGGAAAGAAUGAUUUUACUUGUGAUUUUUACAGUUUAACUUUGGCCAAAUAUAUAACUAUGUACAACAAUGGCUUAAGCAGCUCUGCAAUGACUAUCCUAAUAAUUUUAACCUUUCGUUAGGUGAAAUUGAAAGAUGAUUCACUAUUCUCUUAAGGAGCCUGUAUAUUUUGUUUAUUUCGACACAAUAUAUUUUAAGCUUUCAUCUAUUGAAUAAAUAUCAAAAUUUCCAAUA